Molecule: messenger RNA, 1062 nt
Organism: Oryza sativa Japonica Group (Japanese rice)
Lineage: Eukaryota; Viridiplantae; Streptophyta; Magnoliopsida; Poales; Poaceae
Product: oil body-associated protein 1A
Source: RefSeq, a predicted model, not a curated record
UCUCUCUCGUUCAUCCAUCCAGCGGCACACACACCAAGCUAGCUUCUAGUAGUUGAGCAAUGGCGGCGUCGUGCCACGAGGUGGAGGUGCCGGGGAAGCCGACGGAGACGGGGACGGCGCUGCUGGAGGCGGCGACGGGGAGCAUCCAGGGGUUCGGCCCCGUGAACCAGAUCCACCAGCACCUGUGCGCGUUCCACUUCUACGCCGACGACAUGACGCGGCAGGUGGAGGCGCACCACUUCUGCGCCCACCUCAACGAGGACAUGCGCCAGUGCCUCAUCUUCGACGGGCCCGACGCCGGCGCGCGCCUCAUCGGCGUCGAGUACAUCGUCGCCGAGCCGCUGUUCCUCACGCUCCCCGACGACGAGAAGCCGCUGUGGCACACCCACGAGUUCGAGGUCAAGGGCGGCGUCCUCUUCAUGCCCGGCGUCCCCGGCGUCGUCGAGCGCCGCGACCUCGAGAGGGUGUGCAAGACCUACGGCAAGACCAUCCACUUCUGGCAGGUCGACCGCGGCGACGCGCUCCCGCUCGGCCUGCCCCAGAUCAUGAUGGCUCUCACCCGCGACGGCCAGCUCCGCCAAGAACUCGCCAAAUGUGUGGAGGAGAAGUUCAGCGUGUCGUUCGACAAGGAGAGGGAGAACCGAGCGUACAUGAGCGGCCCGGAUCACGGCAUCCACCCGCUGGCGAAUGCCGCCGGCAAGGGCUUGAAGACCGAUCUCCGGGAGGUUGAUCUGCCGGCGAUGACUACGGCGCACGCCGGGAGGGUUUUCACCUGAUGACGACACACUGAUGAGCGAUUGAGCGACGACUCGACGGCCUUGCUGCUUCUGCCUGACGACGGUUAAGUAGUAUGCUAGCAUAUCACGGGAUGCUCCGAUUAGCUUGUGUACCUUCACUCGUGUUAUGUAUCGAUCUGUUGUCCCUGAGCGUUUGUUCUGAAAGAAGCACACUAGAGUAUCCGACUGUAGUACCUGUAGCCUCUUUUCUAGCAGCUUGAUGAACACAAGAACAACAGAACAGGUUGUGUAUAGCUAGUUCAAAACGUGACAUCUGUACCUGUCU